AUGAAUGGGGAUUUGAUGGGCCAGUAUAUUGAGUUCGUUGAUGAUAGGUUGUUAGACUGCCUUGGCUGUGGGAAGAUUUACAAUGUGACGAAUACUUUUGAUUGGAUGGAGCUGAUUUCGUUGCAGGGGGAAGCCGAAUUUCUUUGA
Molecule: messenger RNA, 147 nt
Organism: Linum tenue
Lineage: Eukaryota; Viridiplantae; Streptophyta; Magnoliopsida; Malpighiales; Linaceae
Source: the annotation of a GenBank genome assembly